Molecule: messenger RNA, 1635 nt
Organism: Amoebophrya sp. A25
Lineage: Eukaryota; Dinophyceae; Syndiniales; Amoebophryaceae
Source: the annotation of a GenBank genome assembly
AUGGUGUUUUCACGACGAGCUCCUGCCGGGUGGUCCGUAUCAAGGGCAGCGUCCUCGUUCACGUUCUUGGCCUUGUUACCGCAGCUGCUGCUCACAACUUCCGGUGUACUGUCUGAGGUCGUUGUCACUGGAAAUACGCAUAGCGUGCGACGUGGACGAGGAGAAGACUCGUCGUCGGAGGAUGGUCAAUGUCCUCUUGCCGUUGAUACGAGCGCGGCGACGGGCGCCACCUGCGUUUCCUCCGCAGAGCUGCAUCCAGGCAAUGUGAUCACGACUCUACGCGCACCCCUGCAAGCGAACACGAUCCGCAGUGUUGUUCCAGUCAAAAUUCGCUACACGGCACCUGGUCCUAUGGAUGUGAUGAGUGCAUUUUUGGCGUCGAUGCAAGAUAGACAAGGCUCUUCAUGGAAGGCCUCGCCCUCGCAAAAUGGAGCGACGGCACCAGUGUUGGCGACCCCGUUUGGAGGCACAUCAACAAGCUCGAACAAUUUGUUUUGAAUCUGAAUCAUCAUAUAUAAAACUACUUCCAUGACAAAGAAAUAAUAUGGUGAACACAUGUAAAUGCUGAAGCUGAUGCUGUGGCUUUGAUUGGUGUAAUGCCUUGGAUACUCAUGUAUGUUGUCCAGGACCAAAUGAUCUUUGUUUCAAUAUCAGGAACCUUCCGCGCUCCCGUGUAUCACUUCGUGCAGUCCCCAGACUUGACCACCGUUCAGUUGCCCUUCAAGUUGUUACUUUUGCGGACGCUUGUUGCUCCUUCUGUGUACGCCCUCGAAGUGCCAGAAUCACAGGCCGUUGAUAGCUGGUUCCCAGGCUACAAGUGGUCGGUGCUGCUCUGUAUCGACCAAACAGCAUCACUAACGGAUGACAGAGCACCCGCAGUACGACACCUCGGAUGGCGAUUCACGAGGAUCACCUCCAAGACCGUGAAGUACAGCCCACAAGCAGGUGAAGAUGCAGCAGGAGAUGCUCGACUCGAGGACGUUCUUUAUGCUGUGAUUGUGGAGCACACGAGCGAAGAGGAACCAGCUGGCAAAGUCGCAAGCGGGAUUCCGCAUGCCAGCGCUAUCGGUAUCCGUCAUGAUUACGGAGAAAGUGACGUCGAUCGUGCUGUGGCUCACCCUGACCUAGCCGCAUUGGAGAUCGCACCGCGUAAGCCAGAGGCCUGGAUGCUGGCUGCCUACGUGGCCGCGACGAAGGUGAUGGGGAAAUCGGUUAGAUAAGUCUGACAAAAACUCGAAGAUUAGUUGUGGGGAAUCAUGAAGUGAAGAAUUGGUUCUAGAUCGUACUGAGACGGAGUACAACAACUACUACACAUGUCGCAAUUACAAAGAGCACACAGCAGAAUGAAGCUGGUCAUUAUCAAUUUGAACAUCAUAUCUUCUUCAUGUAGAUAUAAUUCUGUAAUGUAUAACUCUACGUUUACAACUAAGUGGUUCUUCAACGCAGAAAAGCCAAAACGUGACAAAUACCUUCCCGCAAAGACACGCUAUGUAUGUACCAAAUAAGACGCAAGAUGACCACAGCCUGUUGCAUCCUGCGUCCUCCCAAACAUUGUCAUACACUUAGACCUCCUCUGAGUAAAAUUGUGAUCAAGUAGACAGAUCUUACGCGGAAAUAAGGAAAGUCGCGUCCGUC